This is a messenger RNA of Quercus robur (English oak), 1277 nucleotides long. RefSeq names its product F-box protein At3g07870-like. Bases 389 to 994 code for a protein of 201 amino acids. Lineage: Eukaryota; Viridiplantae; Streptophyta; Magnoliopsida; Fagales; Fagaceae. The record is from RefSeq and is a predicted model, not a curated record. The transcript is spliced from 2 exons.
UCGACACUACGCAUUGCAUAACGAUGACGACGAUCUUGAUUUCACUGAAUACACCAGCUUUGAUUCCCCUUUCCAUGCUCCACACCUUUAGCCCCAUCACAUAACAUACAAUGUUGUUGGUACUUGUAACAGCCUGCUGUGCCUUUUUGAUGCUAACAAAUUCUUCCUCUAGAACCCUUGUGUGAGAAAGUUUCUACAACUUCCUUCUCCCAAUGUCACCUUCGAUUCACGUGGUUUGUCUCACGCCUUUUUUGGGUUUGGGUUUGAUCCAAAAUCUAAUGAUUAUAAGGUGGUCAGGAUUCUCUGCAUACUACUGCGUAGUCCUUCCGAGUUUGGAAAGUGUCGACUGGAGGUUGAUGUUUACUCACUCUCCACAGCUGAAUGGAGAAUGUGUAGUGCUUCUGCUUCCCUGCCUCCUAUAUGGGGUACACUUCGUCGUGAGCGACCGGCAUUUGCCAAUGGGGCGCUGCAUUGGAUUGGUCUCAGAAAUGAUAACGAACAGUUUGUUUUGGUGUUCGAUUUGGGGGACGAGGUCUUCCUCCAAAUUAUGCUGCCGGAACCUCCAAGUUAUACAGGGAGGAUGGUGUGGACUCGUGUUUUCGUGUAUGGAAAUUCCUUUGCUGGGUUUCAAAGGAUGGUAGGGAGUGGUCAGAUCAAUAUAUGGGUGAUGAAAGAGUACGGUGUUGCAUCGUCGUGGACAAAAUUUUCACAUCAAUGUCCAAGUCUGGGAAUGCUCCAACCAUGCCCAGUUGGCUUUAGGAGGAAUGGUGAGGUUGUAUUGGAAAACGACAGAAAUGAUGAGGUUGUAUUGGAAGAUGAUGGAAUUGGUGAGGUUGUAUUGCUAAUUGAUAGAAGAGGGCUCAUCUCGUGGAAUCCAGAUAGCCAAAAUGUUAAGAAUCUUGAAAUUGAUGGAUUUCAUAAGACUUUUUUUGGUUCUUAUGUCGAGAGUCUAGUUUUGCUCGACAAAGCUAACAAAGGUUUAGUUACAUACUGAGGAAUAACAGAAAAUCGGUAGGAUGCUUCUCAUGUUUUUAUUUAUUCUUUUUAUGGUUUUUCAUUUUGUUCUUGAUAUAUACUUGACAUUGAUCAUACUGCGUAUUGAUUACCUUAAAGGCUUUAUCUUCAGAAUAAAUAGCUUAUCAAGGUUGUGGUCAUUCUCUGUUAUAUUGAAAUGAUAGUUUAGUACAUAGCAUGUAUUCUUAAAAUUGUUUGUCCUCAUUUCAAAAUUUCUUUAAUAUAAUCAUUUAUUACUUAUAAAAUAAUGCACUUAUAGUUCU